This is a messenger RNA of Cryptococcus wingfieldii CBS 7118, 2211 nucleotides long. RefSeq lists its product as hypothetical. Gene Ontology annotation, cellular component: nucleus. Gene Ontology annotation, biological process: regulation of DNA-templated transcription. NCBI's taxonomy places the organism in Eukaryota, Fungi, Basidiomycota, Tremellomycetes, Tremellales, Cryptococcaceae. The transcript has 6 exons. Gene Ontology annotation, molecular function: zinc ion binding; DNA-binding transcription factor activity, RNA polymerase II-specific. The record is from RefSeq and is a predicted model, not a curated record. Bases 1 to 2211 code for a protein of 736 amino acids.
AUGUCCUCUUCGACCCCCACAUCGAACACCCCCUCUCGCGAGACUCAACCCGACCGCCCACCGCCCUCUACCUCUUCCUCCGACGCUGCAUCAGCCCAAGCCGAUGUCUCCCCGUCCAAAAUCGCCGAACCAAACCCCGGCACGCACCAAGGAGAGACCGAGACGGCUUCAGCGCUCAGGACGCUGUUCGGCGAGAAUGGAGGCAUGUCGAUAGGGCAAGAUGGCGAGGAUGUAGUUGGGCUCGGUACUCUGGGCGGCCAGCAGAGGGACGAAAUUCCAAACAUCGACCCGGCCUUGUCAAAUAUGGCCUCAACCUCGGCCUCAACCUCGGACUCCCCAUCUCAGCUCACAUCCAAUAAGCGCAAAGCCACAUCUCGCGCCAACAUGCUCGCACGUGGGGGCGCUUGCGAAUUUUGCAAACGGCGUAAACUCAAGUGUUCAGCCGAGCAGCCAGCAUGCGCCAACUGUACCAAGACCGGGCGGGAGUGUGUAUAUGCGCAGAAGAAGCAGCGGAGUCGAGUCAAGAUGCUGGAAGAUAGGUUGCAGGAACUGGAGAAGAAGAUGGGGAACGGAGAAAAGUCAGGAUCAGGCUCGGGAUCAGGCGUCAUGGAGCCAGUCUACGAAGACCACAUCACACUGGCCGGGUUGGAGUUGAGCAGGUUUGCCUCCGACCAGAGAGUCAUUCCCGAACCGGAUCUCAUGACACUCGCCGAUGCGGCAGCGAGCAAUACUCGAGUCGGUGCUGGAGAUGCGACUUGGCAGACGAUGGACGUGAAUCAAGUAGCCGCAGAGCUCGUCAAGGCUGCAGAUGGUCAGCAGGGUGUUGGUGAGAGUAUGGUGACUCAUCUGGUUCGGCUGUACAUCAACGCUUCUUCUAUGCCCCUGAUACGAUACGCCAUGCCCCCCGAUACUCUUGAACGCCGCCUAUCUCCAUCAUCCACAGCCCCGAUCCACCCCUCUCUUCUCCUUGCUCUCUUCCCCUCAAUACUUGUCCUCUCUCCAUACCCUUGCUUCCACGACCCUUCCCUCCCUUCCCUCUUGCUCGCACAAUCAAGGCAACGCGCCGUCGAUGCCAUCGCCCAAGGCGAUCACCGCAUGCACGAUUUGGUCAUCGCCAGCGCCCUUCGGUCCUUUGCAUUUUUCAAUGAUGCAAAGCAUAUCGAAGGCUGGGUGGAGUGUGCAACGUCGACGGGGCUGCUGAGGGCGGGAGGAUUCGUAAAGCUUGGCCAUGUGGGCGAGAGAUUUGUAGCGAAUCUCGGAAAUUACGACAAUGAGUUGGAAACCAGUAUGAAGCGCUUGGAGAAGGAAAGGUCGCUGAGGGUUGUCAUGCACAAAGGGGCAAUCGUUCCGCCGUGUACAAGUUCUCAAGAUUUGUACGAGAGGAUCAAUCUCUUCUGGUUUUCCUAUAUGCUUGACCUUGUGUCCUCCGCAGGGUGUGGCUGGCCUGCGUCCUACUCGGAGACGGACAUCACCACCCCAUUUCCCAAGGACACCACGACCCCAUCAACCCUCCUCGACAACUCCACCGUCCGCACUUUCCUUUCCUCCGAACAUGCCUUCCCUUCUACGCCAAUACCCGACUCUGAUUUCUGUGCGCAAAUUAAAGCCAUCACUCUGUUCCAUCGGGCGUUCCACCUCUUCGACGCGUCAGGGUCGGAGGCGGAUGUGAGGAAAGAGAGGGAGAAGAUCUCAGAGUUGACGAGCGAGUAUAUGCAAUACCUGCGACAAGUCAAGGGAGAGUGGGGCCCCGAGACGACGGAGGCCACGCAGGCAUGGGUGUUGCUCUACGCCACGAUGUGUAUUCUCCACGCCAAAGAGGAUUUUGAAUCUGGCUAUACUCACAAACAUGGUCACCUUGACCGACUCCUCGAUGCCGCGCAACAAAUGCUAGAACACACCCAUGUGGUUCAAUCAUCUGGCGAUCCUACACUCCAAUCAUACACAGUCUGCCUUGCUGUCAUUUUUCUCAUCAUCGGUCGUGUCCUGAUCACAACCUCCCAACACAUCAUCACAUCCCCCUACUCGCAUACCACAUUCGGAACCAGUAUCUCUUCUCUCCGCUCCAAGGCGGACGCUAUCAAGAAGAUUUUGGAGGCGCAGGGGUCGUGGUUGCCGUACGCUAGGAUAGCUGUGCAGUCGCUCCAAAAUGUUGAGCUGGGGACGUUCUGGAAAGCGGGGGAAUGGGAGAGAGGAGAUGCGGGGGAUUGGUAA